AUGCUGACCAAUAUUUUACUCAUGUGGUUUUCAGAAUGCGUUAAAAAAGACAGCGUAUCAUUAUCGCCGCCUGAAAACAUUCUUUUCCGUCCAUUUUAUAUAGCAGAUAAUCUUUUUGGUUCUUUAAAUAGUUAUUUAACAACAAAAGUUGGUUUAUCGAAUAUUACAAACACUGUACAACAACGUGCAUUUUCCCUCUUACAUAAUACCAGUGUAAGACUUUCUGAAGCGACAAAAGUUCAAGAAAUAUUAGAACCAGAGAUAAAAGAUGCAAUUAAAAAUCCGGCAGUUCGAGCUGACAUAGUGAAACAAGUUUUAUCAAUAGUUACAGCUGUUGUACAAUUACCUAAAGAUAGCAAAUCAAAGAAGACAUCUUCCACCAAAACCAACACGUCGAAUGCAACCACUCCUAAAAGUCCUGUUUUCACUACAAUUCCGCAAUUCUCAAUUGUUCAAAACCCUAUAUUUGUUCCAUAUAAUUCCUUUACAGAGAGAAUCGUACCAAUCCAUACCCUAGCUUCACCAGUUGUUGAAAACCCAACUGUUAAAGGCACUGAAAUUUCUUCAUGGCAGUCACUGGUUGGAGUAAGUCCGCCUUCUCAGCUCUAUGGUGAAAUGGCUAUAAAGCCAACCAUUAAACAAGGAUUUUUACGACAAUUGGGUUCAGAUAUAAUUAAUAUGACAAAAGAAAUAGAAAAAUCCAACAAAAUUUUUUUACAUACAAAUUUGUUUGUCGAAACAGAAGAGUUAGGUUUGUACUCAACGAUUGAAGAUUAUAUUCAACUUCUUCAAAAUCAAACAGCAAAAAGCGCGUUACUACAUAUUGACGAUGGAUUCAUAAAAGAAAAAGUUAUUAAACGGGCAAACCUUCCGUUUUCCUCAUUAGCUCCUCUUCCGAUUAAAGCUGCAUCCGUUAAAAAGGCGUUAACUUUAUUGUGCCAAAGUAUAAUGUUACUGUUUCCUUCAAAAGCAGCAGAAAAUUUUAAACCUAUUUACAUUUGGUAUAUUGAGGCACUAGUCGCUCAACGUUCUCAAUAUACUCCAUACGUGUUUGCAGCUAUGGCUUUAAACCUAAUGGAAUUCAUGAACCAAACUCAAAAUUUAGGUACUCCGCCAUCUAAAAACAUCCACGUUGGGAAAUUGACUUCCUUAUUACUUUUUCGGGAUUCUGACCAUCCAGAAGAAUAUGCGCGUAUUGCUAGGGAUUAUAUCAAGGGCCGCGCUACGUUAUAAUGCAAGAAAGCAUUUUUUUUAAUGCAUCAAUUCGAUGCUUUUCCCUUCGUUAAAAUGAAUUUUAAUUAAACUUUAUCCCAAUACUUUCUUUUCCGAAAAUAAUAAUCCGGU
Molecule: messenger RNA, 1344 nt
Organism: Hylaeus volcanicus
Lineage: Eukaryota; Metazoa; Arthropoda; Insecta; Hymenoptera; Colletidae
Exons: 2
Coding region: 1-1233 (410 amino acids)
Source: RefSeq, a predicted model, not a curated record